AUAUUGCAUGUUGGCCUAUUUGUUUUGUUUGCCUUUUUUUAGCUGAACAGUGCGAUUCCCUGACUGCACGAAGCUUGAGAAGUCUUGUUUCAAGGGUAUAUUUUCUGGAAAGUACAGAGAUAUCAUUUAGGAUGUCAGUGCCAUGCAGGAUAAUUGGUGACCAGGUUUACUUUAAUGUGUCCCAGGGCAUGGCGUUGUUCUCCACAAUGACAGGGGGUGGACAGGGUGAAGAUCCAGGCCAAGAUAAUCAUGCAGAGUUCCAAACACACCCUUCAGCAGUAAAAACUACUACAUCAGAGUCCAAUGACACCAACAUAUCUGUGGGUGACCUUGACCUCUCAGGUCAAGGCCAAGGUCAAAAGAGAUUAAAUCUCAAGAGUAAUUGUGGAACUGGUAAACAUAAAAGCCAUGUGGUUGUAGACAGUGGAGACUUGGACUGCAGCAUCAAUAAAAUGGAAUGUAUCUUGGCAGAUUAUGGUUUACCCAUUAAAGAAGAUCACAUUAAGAUGGUGGACAAGGAGGUUCAUCUGUCCCAGGAUGCUUUUAUAUAUCUGUUCUUCAAGGUGAUCAGCUUAAAGGGACUUGAUAAUGACCAGAAGGCAGCUUACCUACAGAUUUGUCAGGAGAUUGCACAGAGCUACAAACAUUACCUGUUAACUGUGUGCUCACAAAAUCUGUGUGAACUGGAGAACUACAAAUUUAGCAUUCCAUGCAGGACAUUCUCAGAGCCUUUAGCUGAUGUUGUCUCAAGGGAUGGCGAGGGUGGAGAAACAGGUUUUGAUGGGAAAAACAAAGAUCAUAAUGCUAUAAUGACGCAGAGUGAAAGAGCAGAAUUUUGUAAAGAACUGACUGAAGUGAAAAUUGAUGGAAAAGCAGACACAGGUGAAAGAGAGAAUGGGCACUCUGAAAAACAAACAUCAGUAAACAAAAUUUUUGGUGAUGACUCUGAACUUGGGACACCAUCUCAUUGUGCAGUAAAAGAAACUUUUGGAAAUAGCGAACAGGACGAAGACAGUGAGCUGGGAAUCAAAAGAGAGUUGCUGGAUGAUGAAAAUGAACUUAAUUUUGAAUCUGUAGAAAAAGACAGCUUUGGAAAUGGCCAUGAAAGCGAAGAUGGAGAACUAAAAACAGAACAUGAAUUAGACUCUAGAGACAAUAAUAAAACAAAGUGUGUCUAUUUAGAUAGGAAUGUUAGGACCCACAGAAAAAUUAGACAGGUUGAAAAAAGACAACCAGCACUGGCAAAUCAAAAUAAAGAUGACACCACUGUCAAGAUCCAGACAAGAAAACCCAACCAGAAUCGGAAAAGAAAAACUUCAGUUAAAUAUUCCCAAGGAGGGACAAGAGUAAACACGAGGAAAAAAACAAAGAGAAAGACCACCAAAUCUAAUUUGUCAGCACAAAGCUGCAAAUUGGACUGUACACAGUUAAAAAAUUUACAAUCAGAGGAUUUAAAGCAAUUUGAUUGUGACAGGUGUGACAGGAAGUUCUUGACAGAGGUUGAACUUCAGAAACACAGCAGAGCUCAUUCUGACAGCGAAUUAAGGUGUCCACUAUGUGACCUGGUUUUUCAGUGCAAGGUCAAGGUCAGGGAACAUUUGGAAAGCCACGCAGAAAGGAAAGAAUUCAAGUGUGUUCAUUGUGAUAAAAUAUACACAACUCUUUAUGGGUUAAAAACUCAUCAAAUCAUUCAUCAUGGACCUUUUGGUGAGCAUAGAUGUGAUGAGUGUCAGAAAGUUUUUAACAAUCCAAGAUCCCUUGAACAACAUGUAAAAAGGGUGCAUAAAAAACGUUCAUUGCUAUGUGACUUCUGUGGAAAACAUUUUGAUCGUGAGUCUGCAUAUCGUGCACAUGUGACAAAGCAUCGUAACCUAGCAACAGGAAAACAUGCAUGUCAGUACUGUGAAAAGAUUUUCAGCUCAAAAGUAGACAAAGUGCAACACGAAAGAAUUCACACGGGUGAGGCUCCAUUGACGUGUGAAUUUUGCGGAAGGGCAUUUAAAAGAGCACAAAACCUACGCCGCCAUCUGGUGGAGAUUCACUCGGGAAUUCAACAUGAAUGCCCACAGUGUGGCAAAUUGACGAAUAGCAAGCAUAAUAUGAAACGCCACAUAAGUCUGAUGCACGAAAAGAACAAGGAUAAAAUACUUUUGAGAAAUCGUGGGACCAAAUUAAACAGGAGUAGGAAACAAUAUAACAAGGGUGUUGCCAACACUUCAUCAACAAGGGGGUCCCAGUUGAACUAUGAAAGCAGGGGGAACACUUAUCAGACGAAGUGUCUUUAUGUUGAUCUGGACAAAUCUAAACACUUAAUCACAAAGGGUUUUACACAUCAUACCAGUAACCUCUCCAAAAUAGUGCCCAAUCAAGGCAUUGGUGUCACAUAUUUGAAAGGAAGCAUUGGCCAUCAAGAUCAUAAGAAUGCACAGCAUGACAGUGCAGCCGACCACCACGUUACUGACGAUCAGGACAUGCAUGCAUUCUAUCAGCUCUUUGCACAGCCCACACACGAGGUGGAGGUGGUGACUGCAGACGCCGUUGACGCGGCAACUGACCCCGUGUUUGUAGCAUUUCAGCCAACAAAUGUUGCUUACAAACAUACAUAGACACCCAUGAUAUCGAUGAUUAAUUUGAACUAAUGCAGUUGGAGACAAGUUUAUGAUGAAUUUUGCCUGCAGUGUGGUAGUUCAGAAGCUGUGUCUGUUUAACACUGCAGAUAAUGUUUAAAUGUCCUUUUAUUUCUCAUUUUCUUAAUUUUUUGUUAAUAUCAGACAUGAGUCUGGGUUUUUGAAAACAUCUCAGAGUACUUAAAGAUUAAAAGCUCUUUUGUCACAAACUCAGUAAAAACUUAUCACUAACUGUGACUCACAUGACAUUAGGCCAGCAAGGGACCUGUGUAAUCAGUUAGUUCCUAUAAGAAAUGAAUUUAAAAUCUUGGAAUUCUGUGAUUCUGCGGAAAAAGCUCACUACUGUUGUAUCCCAUCUUUAGUUUACAUUCUCUCUCUCUCUC
Lingula anatina is the source of this 3010-nucleotide messenger RNA. RefSeq lists its product as uncharacterized. Lineage: Eukaryota; Metazoa; Brachiopoda; Lingulata; Lingulida; Lingulidae. The record is from RefSeq and is a predicted model, not a curated record.